AGGGUACCAAAAAAUGUCUGCAGCAUUGAAGAUCCACAAGACCUAAUCACUGCUAAAAAGGUCCUUCAACCAAGUACUGAGGGUCUAAAUACUUGUGAUAUUUCCGGGCGUUUUUUUUUUUAAUUGCUAAAAAUCCGUUUUUGCUUUGUCAUUUUUGGGUAUUGUGUGUAGAUUGAGGCAAAAAAAACAAUAGAAUCAAUUUUAGAGUAAGGCUGUAACAACAAAAUGUGGGAAAUGUUAUGGGGUCUGAAUACACUGUAUGUGGUAGGCCUAUUUUCAUGUCAUAAAAAGCAACACAAUUAUGUCUGGUAGUUAUGGUAACAUGACGUGCUUGAUUGUGACCUCAGGUAAAGGUAACUCAAUUGUUUUUGGAUGUUAAUCCAGCGACAGUAAGACCCGGUGGAAACCCUCUAACGCAGACUCCACUGUCUGCACACUUUCCUUUACACUGAGUGCAAUAUGGUAGCAAUGCUGGGCUGGAGGCUGUGAAUAAUAUGCAUUUAGGACCAAGCUCAUUACGCUACCCGGUCUUUUAAAUGGUCUUGUAACGCAUAUUAGAUUCUUACAAAAGGCUGUUUUUUUUGCUGCUUUGGAGAAGAUAACGGUCUUACGCGCGUCUCUAUCACAGCUUGACCGUAUACAACUCGAUUUUCUUCAAACCACUGUAAGUAAUUGAGUCAAGCCUUGAAUCGCCGCAGGGGAGACGAGCUGUCAAGAUACUUAAAUCCGUUUGGAUAGCUGGUAAUGCUUAAAGUCACUAUGCUCUCGUCCAGAGCAGGGGCAACCCCAGCUCCAGACUACUGGAUAGAUGGAUCGAAGAAAGAGAUCUUGGCUGACUACUAUGAGUUGGAGUCCGAAUUGGGACGGGGAGCGACAUCCGUGGUGUGUAGAUGUCGACAGAAGGGAACACAGAAGCCGUUUGCGGUGAAAACGCUGAAGAAGACCGUGGACAAGAAGAUAGUAAGGACAGAGAUAGGUGUUCUACUUCGACUCUCUCACCCAAACAUUAUCAAACUAAAAGAGAUAUUUGAGACCCCAUCAGAGAUCAGUCUGGUCUUAGAGCUUGUGACUGGAGGAGAGCUCUUUGAUAGGGUUGUAGAGAAGGGCUUCUACACUGAACGGGAUGCUGCUGAUGCUGUCAAACAAGUACUAGAAGCCGUUGCAUACCUGCAUGAGAACGGCGUGGUGCACCGAGACCUGAAACCCGAGAACCUCCUAUAUGCCACCUCAGCACCAGAUGCUCCCCUCAAAAUAGCUGAUUUUGGACUGUCAAAGAUCAUCGACGAUCAGGUCACAAUGAAGACAGUUUGUGGUACACCAGGAUACUGUGCCCCAGAGAUCCUGCGAGGAUGUGCUUAUGGACCUGAGGUUGACAUGUGGUCGGUGGGCGUUAUCACGUACAUCUUGCUAUGUGGCUUUGAACCGUUCUUCGAUGAUAGAGGAGACCAGUACAUGUUUAAGAGGAUCCUCAACUGUGAAUAUGAGUUUGUCUCCCCCUGGUGGGACAAUGUGUCCCUCAAUGCCAAGGAUCUGGUGAGAAAGCUGAUUGUCCAGGAUCCAAAGAAGCGGUUAACGACCUUGCAAGCACUGCAGCACCCCUGGGUGACUGGGAAGGCAGUUAACUCAGCCCAUAUGGACACUGCUCAGAAGAAACUGCAGGAGUUCAAUGCACGCCGAAAACUCAAGGCUGCCGUAAAGGCCGUGGUGGCCUCGUCACGAUUGGGCAGCGCUGGCAGUCACGGCCACGCUGACAACAGCAAGAGCAGCAACUGCAACAGCGCCACCAAUCAGGAAGGGGCACAAGAGGAGCAGCCACGGAACGAUCAGUCACAGAUCCAGGAAGGAUCCUAACUGUGAAUCUCCUCUGUUGUUGCAUGUCACCCUGUGAAGCCAUUCUACCCUCCUGUUGGACUGUGAAGUUUGAGAGGAACCAUAUAUGGUCUCAGCUAUACUGGAGAUACUCCGCCUGGCUUUAUUGCAUGUGACUGAUUAAUUAAAUGAUGUACAACCAUACUGAUUCAGCACAUUGCAACAGCAUGCCACAAGUAUUUGAAGUACACGUGAAAUCAGAGUUUACGACUGCGCAUGCCCAUUUCUUAACUCACACAACAAGUAACUUCACUGGAUCUAUUCCAUUAUACCAUGUCAUAACUGCAAAAUGACACCUAAGUGUUCACAGUAUUAAUUUGCCGGUUUAUAAAUUAAUUCAUAACGAUGGUAAUCAUCAUGAUGCUCCGGUGGCAGAAUAUAAAAGUAACUUCACUGGAUCUAUUCCAUUAUACCAUGUCAUAACUGCAAAAUGACACCUAAGUGUUCACAGUAUUAAAGUAACUUCACUGGAUCUAUUCCAUUAUACCAUGUCAUAACUGCAAAAUGACACCUAAGUGUUCACAGUAUUAAUUUGCCGGUUUAUAAAUUAAUUCAUAACGAUGGUAAUCAUCAUGAUGCUCCGGUGGAGAAUUGAUUUAGGUUGAUUUGCAGUAGUGGUUGAGUAGGCCUUCAGUAUCUGUUUGGAGAACGGGUUGGACACAUUUUUCAGAUGGUCAUAAACCUUUAUUACAACUUCUAAGGAGAAUGCCUUAUUGUAUCUUAUUAACUGUGUUUUACACUCCUUUUGUAAGAAAUAUUUAGUAUCUUGUUAAAGGUCCAAUGCACCCGUUUUUAUCAGAAUAUCAAAUAAUUUCAGGGUAACAAUAUCAAUUAAAAUGGUCGAAAGAAACAAAUUGCUUCUUAGCAAAGACCAAUUUCUCAAGCAAGAAUUUUGCUAGGACUGUCUGGGAGUGAUCUGAGUGGGGAGGGGAAAACUGAAAACUAGCUGUUAUUGGUAGACAAAAGUGACGUUAUUUAAAAGUGUAGAGUUGUUUUACCAUUAAGAACUUUUUUUUUUGUAUACCAAAAUGGAUGUGUACAACUGAAAAGGCACCCCAGUUUUUUUUUAUUGCCAAAUACACCAUUUUCGUGGAAAUGGACAAGUAGAUAUUCAGUGCCAAAAUUGUUUGAGUCUGUUGCUUUAUUCGAUAAUAUCCCACCUCUGUCAUAUACAAUGGAAGAGGCUGUUUUCUUGGUGCGAAUAUUUCUAUCUCAUUAAUCCAUUAACUGACAUGCCUUGUAGUGGAAUGUUUGUUUAUCUACAAAGAAAAAGGUUGGCUGUGUAUUGAAUUUUAGCAUGAUUUUGCCUGCAGUAUAAAGGAAUGUUGUGGAUAAUAUAUGAACUGUAUUCAACAAGGGUUGUCCUUUUGCAUGUGGGAACUGCUGCGGUUGGCUGUUAAAAUGCCCUAUAGUUGACUUACAUCACAUGACAGAUGUAAUCUGUGUUAAACAGUGAAGUAUUAGAGGCCUUCUGAAGGCCCCAAGACGUCAACUUGAUAUUAAUUUUAUAUGCUCAAGGGAACAUUUAAUAAUUCAGUGUUGUCUUAAAAUGGUUACCAUUAGGAUUGAUUUGGUAUGGACUGCAGGAUAAAAAAUAAAACUUUAUGAAGUUGUAA
This is a messenger RNA of Salvelinus fontinalis (brook trout), 3485 nucleotides long. RefSeq names its product calcium/calmodulin-dependent protein kinase IV (gene camk4). Gene Ontology annotation, biological process: protein phosphorylation. Gene Ontology annotation, molecular function: ATP binding; calmodulin binding; calcium/calmodulin-dependent protein kinase activity. NCBI's taxonomy places the organism in Eukaryota, Metazoa, Chordata, Actinopteri, Salmoniformes, Salmonidae. The transcript is spliced from 11 exons. The coding region runs from base 745 to 1851 and encodes 368 amino acids. The record is from RefSeq and is a predicted model, not a curated record.